GGCUUUGCGCCCCCUCGCUGGUUGGCGAUGCUGCUGCUGCUUCUGCCGCGGGUCCAGAACCACAGAGCGAGCGGGCCCCGGUUUUUAAUAAGCGACCGUGACAGAGACCCACAGUGUAACCUCCACUGCUCCAGAUCCCAGACCAAGCCCCUCUGUGCCUCCGAUGGUAGGGCAUAUGAGUCAAUGUGCGACUACCAGAGAGCAAAAUGCAGGGACUCGAGCCUGAGUGUGGUUCAUCGAGGCAGAUGCAAAGAUGCUGGUCAAAGCAAAUGCCAGUUAGAAAGAGCGCAAGCGCUGGACCAAGCCAAGAAGCCCCAGGAAGCAGUCUUCAUUCCAGAGUGCAGUGAGGAUGGAUCAUUUACCCAAGUGCAAUGUCAUACUUACACUGGGUAUUGCUGGUGUGUCACUCCAGAUGGCAAACCCAUCAGUGGUUCUUCUGUACAGAACAAAACUCCUGUGUGUUCAGGUUCAGUAACUGACAAGCCAUUGGGACAGGGUAAUUCUGGGAGAAAAGAUGAUGGAUCGAAGCCAACACCUACUAUGGAGACUCAGCCUGUUUUUGAUGGAGAAGAAAUCACAGCUCCCACACUUUGGAUUAAACAUUUAGUCAUCAAAGAUUCCAAGCUAAAUAGUUCCAGUAUGAAAAAUUCAGAGAAAAUUAAUUCUUGUGACCAAGAGAGGCAAAGUGCCCUGGAAGAGGCCAGACAGAACCCCCGUGAGGGGAUUGUCAUACCUGAAUGUGCUCCUGGGGGGCUGUACAAGCCAGUGCAAUGUCAUCAGUCUACAGGAUAUUGCUGGUGUGUUCUGGUAGACACAGGUCGUCCCUUACCUGGCACAUCCACCCGAUAUGAGACCCCUGUGUGUGAAAGUGAUGCCAGAUCAAAGAGCACAGCAAUUGAUGACCCAUUCAAGGACAGAGAACUUCCAGGCUGCCCAGAAGGGAAGAAAGUAGAAUUUAUUACCAGUUUACUGGAUGCUCUGACCACAGACAUGGUACAGGCCAUUAACUCAGCAGCACCUGCUGGAGGUGGGAGGUUUUCAGAGCCUGAUCCCAGCCAUACAUUGGAGGAGCGCGUGGUGCAUUGGUACUUUAGUCAACUGGACGACAACAGCAGCAGCGACAUUAGCAAGAGGGAGAUGAAGCCAUUUAAGCGCUAUGUGAAGAAGAAAGCCAAACCUAAAAAAUGUGCCCGACGCUUCAUAGACUACUGUGACCUCAACAAGGACAAGUCUAUUUCACUACAAGAAUUGAAGGGUUGCUUGGGUGUUGGUAAAGAAGGAGGUUGCGCAGGGGUUGAAGAGACUCAUCAGUCUCUCGGUCAGCUGCAAAUUGCAAGUCGGUUUUCCACUGUGCAUGGAGCUGGGAGCCGGCACAUCUUCUUUCGUCUUCCUCGUCCAGCUCUUCCUCCCCUGCCAGAGCUAACUCAGCUCACUUCGGUGAAGGUAUGGGUAGAAUCUGGAUGGCUGGUUGGAAAAAGGGUGCAUCCUGUCGUUUGCUCCUGGUAUGUCAUUGGCACCUGGACCACAGGACACUCCUCCCUAUGCUGGUUGAAACAUGCUAUGACCAUCUUCCGGAUCACGAGUAGCGAGGGGGGUAACCGGCAGGACUGCAUCAUUGAAACAGAGCUGCCACUGUCGAUCAGCACUGUGAAGCACCUUCCUGCCACCUGUACAGUAACUUAA
Molecule: messenger RNA, 1683 nt
Organism: Eublepharis macularius
Lineage: Eukaryota; Metazoa; Chordata; Lepidosauria; Squamata; Eublepharidae
Gene: SMOC1
Product: SPARC related modular calcium binding 1
Exons: 12
Coding region: 28-1683 (551 amino acids)
Biological process (GO): extracellular matrix organization
Cellular component (GO): basement membrane
Molecular function (GO): protein binding; heparin binding; extracellular matrix binding
Source: RefSeq, a predicted model, not a curated record